GCCUUGUGUUGUGUUUUUCACAAUGUGUAAAAAGGUGCCAGACCUCCUGCUGCUGCUAUUUAUACACCUUCUGGCACGGGCUCACAUUCAAGGUUGAUAGAGAGUGCAUGAGUAGGGCCUCUCACAGCUCCUCUCCACCCAUGAAGGGCAGACACACAUGCACUGACACAGUUUGUGUAGCGUGGAUCCGACAGGACGGGAUCGUGGAGCCUCCUGCUGCAGAGGGAAGCCUGGAGAUCUGAGCUCUCUGAUUUCAGCAGGAUGAACAGCAGAGGAGUGAGGAGAAGAUGACACAGACUGGAUGUGUCUCCAUCUCUCUACACUGGCUGGAUUCCCACCUGAUCAGCAUCAUUCCAGAGUUCAUCUGAUGAGAUUUAGUCUCCGAGGCGUUCCAGCCUUUUCCACUGCCAUCUGCUCAGUUGUAUUGCUGUUUUGAGCACAAAGGCAUCAUGGGAAACAUAGUCCAGUGCUGUCACACACUGUCAAACUACUUUAAGUGCAAAGACGGACCGGCCCGGGGUGAGCCGGAAAGAUCCCCUCUGCUCUCCAGCGAAGAGAGUGAGUGCGAGUCUCCGAGCGUGCCCGAUGACUUGGAGGACGACCUGCUGACCGUCUCCACCGGCGUGACCAACCCCACCCUCGAACCAGAGAACUUCCUGUUUCCUGACAUCAUCCUGAGCAGCAACCUGGGAGGAGACGUCACCCUGGUGGAGCCGAUGGUGUGUCUGCUGGUGUCCGAGGAGGAGGAGGGCGUGAGGGUGGAUGAGCCUGAGGAUGAGGUGCAAGACAGGAGCAACAGGUGGAGGAGCAGAGGGUUCUCUGAGGUGGAGACACAGACGGAGGUGGAGACACAGAUCGGUAUGGGGGUGCAGACUCAGACUGAGUCACAGGCACACACAGAGAUACAUGUGUGUCGUAAUGUGACCGUGGAGAGAGACGUUAACACUGUGGUGGAUGUGCAACCAAAGCACAACGGCGAGUUAAUGAAGGAGUUACACACAGAUGAAAACGAUGUCUUUAAGUUGCAGCAGAGUACAGACUCUGCCUGGACUGAACACAGCGCUGCGUCCACACAGAAGCUUGUAGAAGACGAACAAAACAGUGAACACAACGUAAACGACAUGGAGGAGAACAUACCUGCAGAAAAGUCACUGCCAACAAAAUACAGCGACAACAACACUGAGAAGAUGCAGAACUCUGACCCUGAUGUGUGUCUGGUGGACGUGACACAGCAGAGCAAUCAGAGCGAUGAACAGACGGGACAGACGACUGUGGUGUCAGGGCAGGAUGUCAGUGACAAGGACUUUAAUGUUUUCCACAGUCUGUCUGAGGAGCACACAGAUCAGUCAGGUUCAAAUGAAAAGAGGGACGAGGAAGACAACAGGAAUGUUCUGCAGCAGCAGGCUUCAGAGUUAAAGACAGUCCUGCCACAGGCGAAGGAGGAAGAGGAGGAAAAGGAGGCUGAGAGGAAGCAGAUGACCUUGUUUUCAGUUGACAGGCUGUUUCUGGCAGCACCACAUGUCAGAGUGCCACCGAGUCAAAGUGAAGAAAGCCCUGAGGACAAACCUCCAGAGCAGUCUGAUGGAGAUAAAGGCAAAGAACUGAGCAUCAGUGACAUCGUUGAUCUCCAGGAGACCGGCUUCACUGUCAGAAUUCAGCCUCCUGGAACUGAAAGUUUUGAGCUCCAGGUGUCAGGCGAGCUGCUGGUGGCAGAGCUGCACCAGGUGCUGAUGGAGCACGAGGUCACCUGCCACCGCACCUGCUUCUCCCUCCAGCUGGGAGGCACCGCCCUCGACAGCCUCACAGAGCUGCGCUCCAUCCAGGGCAUCCAGGACGGAGCGCUGAUCAAGGUGGUGGAGGAUUCUUACUCGGUGCGUGACGCUCGUCUCCAUCUCAGACACGUACGUGAUCUUCUGAGGAGCCUCGACCCUGCAGAUGCGUUCAACGGAGUGAACUGCAGCUCACUGUCUUACCUCACCUUUUACACCAGAGGAGACAAGGAUAGUGACAGCGUUGGGAACCGGAGAGCUUCUGAAAAGGAGUCUGUCGACUUCAGGCCCCCAGAAUAUAUUCUGCCUGGGUGUAAAGACCGACUGCUGACUCCUCUGCAGCCUGUCAGAGAUGACUGGAAGCCGUUACAGUGCCUGCGGGUUCUGACCAUGAGCAGCUGGAACCCCCCUCCAGGAAACAGGAAGAUGCACGGGGACUUAAUGUACCUCAACGUCCUGACAAUGGAGGACAAAGAACUGAACAUCACAUCAUCUACACGCGGUUUCUACCUCAACCAGUCAACUGCCUUCAACUUCAACCCUAAACCUGCAGUCCCCAAAAUCCUUUGCCACUCUCUGGUUGAGCUGCUGAAUCAAGUCAGCCCAACUUUCAGGAAAACCUUCAGUGCCCUGCAGAAGAAGAGAGUCCAGCAGCACCCUUACGAGCGGAUCGCCACACCGUUCCAGGUGUUCACCUGGAUCGCCCAUCAGGGAGACCACACCCUGGACUGUGUCAGAGCAGAGGAGACACACACCAGCCGCAUGGGCCAGGACGAGCACACAGCUGGGCAGAGUCGGGACUGGAACGAGGAGCUGCAGGGAUGCAGGGAACUCCCCCGGAUCUCCCUCCAGGAGCGUUUGCACAGAGAGAGGAGCAUAUUCAAGACCAACAGUGACUUUGUUGAAGCUGCAACACGAGGCGCUGUGGCUGUCAUCGACGGUAACGUCAUGCCGUUGAACCCAGGGGAGGCGCCUCACAUGCAGAUGUUCAUCUGGAACAACCUCUUCUUCAGUUUGGGGUUCGACAUCUCCGACCACUACGGCCCAAUAGGGGGCAACAAUGCUGCUCACGCUGCUGCCACUUGUGACCUGAGGGGAGCACAGGCGUACACAUCUGUGGACACAGAGGGACUUCACACUCUUGGGACGGCUGUGGUGGAUUAUCGUGGCAUCCGCAUCAUUGCCCAGACGAUCGUUCCUGGAUUACUGGAGAAAAACCAGGAGCAAAGUGUCGUCUAUGGCUCUAAUGACUACGGAAAAACAGUUUUUACACACCCCAGGUUUCUGGAGCUUCUUGAUAAAACCAGUAAACCUCUAAGAAUCCAGCGUCACCACGUGCUCGACCACAGUGACAGCCCAGCGGAGCUUUGCUCUGGCAUCGAGACCAAAGGCAUCCUGGGUAAUGAUGGAAGACCUUACAUAUUGGACCUUCUCCGGACUUUCCCCCCCGACCUUAACUUCCAGAACCCGGCGACGGAGGAGAGGAGGGAGGUGCCGGAGGUGUGUCAGAGUUUUGGUUACCCACGGCAACAUCGGCACAGCCUGGCCAGCCUGAGACCAGAGCUGAUCGAGGCCUUCGUCCAGCACAGGUACGAACUUUAUGUGAAGAUGGUGUCCCAGGGGCUCGUCCAACUGGAAGAACAGGAUGAAUCCAUGGAGCAGAGAGAAGAGGCGGGAACUGGAGAAGCCGCUGACGUUCCUGAUAUGGAAUCUCAAAGAAGAAAAGUGAUCGUGAAGGCGUGUGAGGCUGUCGGAUCAGUGAGCGACUCCUGCUUCGACAUCCGCUUCAAUCCUGAUGUUUGCUCUCCAGGCGUCCGUUUCCCCUCUGAGUGUGUCGCCGAGGUUCAGAGACAGAGGCUGCUGUUGUGGGACGCAGCUGCUUUUCUGCUGUCCAGUCAGAUUCCAGCUGUGCUGAAGGACUGUCUCAACCACGCAGCAGUGCCGAUGGAUGGCGCAACCCUGACCUCAGCUCUGCACCAGCGGGGCGUGAACGUGCGAUACCUUGGCACCCUGCUGAGCGAGCUGGACAAGAUGGAGGAGCGAGGAAGACUCAGCCACAUGCAGAGACUUUCUGUCAGUGAAAUCAUCAUCAGAAGUGCAAAACACAUCUUCAGGACCUUCCUACAGGAUGUAGAACCUGCAGCGUUCUCCGCUGCUGUGAGUCACUUCCUGAACUGCCUCCUGAGUUCCUCCUCCUGUUUCCCCGACUCCGGCUCGGAUGAGCUGCUCUCUCGUCGCAGGAGCCGACGAAGACGGAGCCACGGGAGCCGGGUCGCUUUGUUGACGGACAGCGUGUGGGCCAGACUGACCCGCAGUGAGCUGUGGGGCAGGAUCAGAGCUGAGGCUGGAGAUUAUUAUCACUACACAGUAGACAGUGAAAGUAUAGAUGAGGUGAUAGAAAAGCACGGCCUUCAGAGGAUCUCCCUGCUGAGAGAGAUUGCCAUCAAGACGGGCAUCCAGGUGCAGAUGAGGGAGUACGUGUUUGAGUCUCGACACCGGCCGGUGUUUGGCGAGGAAGAUGUCGUCAACAUGUUCCCUGUGGUCAGACAUCUCAAACCCACGACAACCGAUGCUACACGGCUUGUGAUGCAGGCGCAGGUGGCGAUACAGCAGGGGCUUCUCAAAGACGGCUAUGAGCUGAUCAGCCAGGCCAUGACUCUGUUCAGCGGUGUGUGUGGGGUCCUGCAUGAGGACGUCUGCAUGUGCCUGCGUCUGCUGGGUCGGAUCAGCUACAUCAUGGGGGAAUACGCAGAUGCCCUCAGCCACCAGGAGAAAGCUGUUAUGAGCAGUGAGAGACUCCAAGGUAUCGACCAUCCACAGACCAUUCAAGACUAUACUCAUCUGGCCCUGUACUGCUUCGCGAGCGGCCGGCCGUCGACCUCCCUCCAGCUGCUGUAUCGCGCUCGGUACCUCACGCUGCUUGUGACUGGAGAGGACCAUCCACAAGUCGCACAGCUGGAUAGCAUGCUGGGUCUGGUGCUGCAUGGACUGAUGGAGUAUGAACUUUCCCUGAAGUUCCUUCAGAAUGCCUUAACUUUAACCUCAGAAUACCACUGUGCCACAUCUCUGAAGCACGCACACAGUCAUCACCUGCUGGCCACUGUGUACGAGAGCAAAGGAGAGUUUCGAUUGGCUCUGCAACACGAGAAGGAGGCUUAUUCAAUAUAUAAGAGCCAGGUUGGCGAGGACCACGACAGCACGAGGGAAAGCUCCGAGUACCUGAAGAGCCUCACUCAGCAGGCUGUGAUCCUGCAGAAAGCCAUCAACCACAUCUACAGCAACACACUGAGUGCCUGUAUUCCUCCUCCAAAGUUUUCUACACCGAGCCUUCCCACAAUCCUUCAGCAGCUCAACCUGACGUGUGGAAUCAUUCUCAUCCCCCUCAGUGCAAAGGAAAUCGCCGACCUGAGGAGUGAGCUGCAAGAAAAGGUUCAAAUGGAGGAGCUGGAAAAAAAGACCUGAGAUGUCCAGACAGCAAAAUCUGUGAAUAUGUUGAGCGUCUGUGUUCUGCGUCAGACCCCUGAAAAUGAUGAUGGCAAAUAAAAGCUGUGAAAAUUGCUGGUUUUAAUAAAGUAGGUCAACCUACUUUGGACAACAAGUGACAAACAGGUGCAGCCGUCUGCUUUUGGAAGAGGAUCCUGCUGCUGUGUGUGGACGACUGUGGACACUGAAGAGAGCUGCAUUUAAUGCCUACAGCUGUGAUAUAGCUGUUGUUUAAAUACAUGUGAUCCAGGCUGUAACUUUGACUACAAACAUGUAUAACUUUACUUGUUUCUGUCACAGAAGAAGAAGAAGAAGAAGAAGAAGAAGAAGGCGUUCUUUAUGAAUGCUCAAGGGGAAAUUCAGUGUUUUCACUCUGAAAAGAUAUUGAAGAUCAUGUGUGCUGAUUUUCCUGCUAGAUAAAAUGGACAAGCACAGUAUGUGUAGUUCUGCUGAGAACAAACAAUAUAGCAACAGAGUACUUAAAGUCAGAAUUUAUUAGAUUUUUAACUGACUUGUUGUUGUCUUGCAAUUCCCUGUAUGUCCACUGGGCUUCACACUUGUGCCACAAACACCUCUUAAGAGCAAGACUAUGUUUAUAUCUAUUCAGCAUAUAUAGAAAGUUUAGGCCUACAGUCUAUUCCUGAAUAUAUAAACUAUCUUUAUGGAUGUUUUGGAUGUGUACUAGCAGUCCAUUGUGAUUUGAUCCAUGUUUUUGUCAUGAAUGUGCAGGUGUCUGAGCAUCGUAUGUGUUCAUGCUACAAGAACAGGGCGACAGAUGUACACGCUGCGCGCCGCCGCUCGCCUCAACGUGCGCGCCGCCGAUAUCCAGCCGCGACCGUUAGCCGGGGCCGGGCGAAUGCGGUGGUACCAAAGAGGAGAAAAAAAUCUGACCGACCGUGCCGGGUGAUGUGAAAAGUCACAAUACCACAUCAAAACCAGGCUCUCGCAUCGCAUGCGUAGACUAGUCGAGGGGAUAUGAGAAUGGCCUUUUAUCAGCGGGUGAUGGGCACAUCGAAACAGUGAGUGAGAUUUGGGCCAGCGAACAACUUGUGGAGCCUCGUCCCGACAAGUUGAUUGACAGCAGCACCUCCAGUUCACCUCCCACUGCGUGGCCCUCUCUUCGCCACGCCC
Molecule: messenger RNA, 6383 nt
Organism: Acanthopagrus latus (yellowfin seabream)
Lineage: Eukaryota; Metazoa; Chordata; Actinopteri; Spariformes; Sparidae
Product: lissencephaly-1 homolog B
Exons: 33
Coding region: 450-5231 (1593 amino acids)
Biological process (GO): intracellular distribution of mitochondria
Cellular component (GO): cytoplasm
Molecular function (GO): mRNA binding; protein binding
Source: RefSeq, a predicted model, not a curated record